AAUAAUCUCAACGAAAAACAAACCGACAAAAAAUAUUAGUGAUUUACAGAAAGUUCUCAAUUUAUUCUUUGCUUUUAGUUUAUUUUAAGCGUUUAUAUAUACAAUAGUAAUUACACCAGCAUCACAAUGGCGAUGCGAGACUACGCCGCUGAUAAAGAGGGUUUUAAAAACUUUUUUAUUAAUUUCUGCCAAACUGAUGAUGAAGGGCGCAAGAUUUUUAAAUAUUCCGAACAGCUUAGUAAAGUCGCACACAGGGAACAGAUAUCCUUUGUGGUCGAACUGGAUGAUUUACACGACAUGAAUGAAGAGCUGGCAGAAGCAGUUAUGAAGAAUACAAGACGAUACACAAACAUGGUGUCAGAUGUAGUCUAUGAUAUGAUUCCUGACUUUAAACACAAAGAGGUUGCAGCAAAAGAUACAUUAGACGUUUACAUUGAACACAGAAUCAUGUUAGAGGCACGGAACCACAGGAUUCCGGGAGAGAUGAGGGAUCCCAGAAACAGAUAUCCUGCUGAACUGAUAAGAAGAUUCGAAGUGUACUUCAAAGACUUGUCUACAUCGAAGUCAGUGCCAAUUAGAGAUGUUAAAGCAGAGCACAUUGGUAAACUAGUAACAGUGAGAGGUAUAGUGACUCGCUGCACAGACGUCAAGCCGUUGCUAGUAGUAGCAACAUAUUCCUGUAGCGCAUGUGGAGCCGAGACGUACCAACCAGUGAGAGCGUUACAGUUCACACCGCCACCCGCUUGUACGGCUGAUGAGUGUAGACUAAAUAAGACAGCUGGACAGCUGCAUCUGCAGACAAGGGGAUCCAGGUUCCAGAAGUUCCAGGAAUUGAAAAUUCAGGAGCAUUCUGAUCAAGUGCCAGUAGGCCACAUUCCCCGCCAACUGUCUGUGUACUGUCGAGGAGAUACGACGCGACGAGCUCAGCCAGGAGACCACGUGGCAAUCACAGGGGUGUUUCUGCCGCUUCUCAACUCUGGCUUUAGGCAGAUGGUGCAAGGACUACUCUCUGACACAUAUUUGGAAGCUCACGGUGUAACUUGCUUAAACCAAAGUGACGAAGGGGAAAUGGCAGAACCCCUAACAGAAGAGGAGUUAGCUGAGUUGGCAGAAGAUGACCUGUACUCAAGGAUGGCGCGCAGUCUUGCUCCAGAGAUCUAUGGGCAUGAAGAUGUUAAGAAAGCACUCUUACUGCUUCUAGUAGGAGGUGUUGAUAAGCGCCCGAAUGGCAUGAAGAUUCGUGGUAACAUCAACAUCUGUCUGAUGGGUGACCCCGGGGUGGCCAAGUCACAGCUACUCAACUACAUUGACCGGUUGGCUCCACGUAGCCAAUACACCACUGGUAGAGGAUCCUCCGGUGUGGGAUUGACAGCUGCAGUUUUGAAGGACCCAUUCACCGGUGAGAUGAUGUUGGAGGGCGGGGCCUUAGUGUUAGCGGAUCAAGGCGUCUGUUGCAUCGACGAGUUCGACAAAAUGGCUGAAAACGACCGCACCGCCAUACAUGAAGUUAUGGAGCAACAAACUAUUAGCAUUGCUAAGGCGGGAAUAAUGACAUGUUUAAACGCGCGCGUGUCCAUUCUCGCGGCCGCAAACCCCGCGUACGGUCGCUACAACCCCAAACGCACUAUCGAGCAGAACAUACAGCUGCCGGCCGCACUGUUGUCGCGUUUUGAUCUACUCUGGUUGAUACAGGACAAGCCUAACAGGGAGAAGGACCUCGAGCUCGCCAAACACAUAGCCUACGUACAUCAGCACUCUAUGCAACCUCCCGGACAGACGCGUGCUCUGCCAAUGAAACUUGUCCGACGGUACCUGGGCCUCACGCACCGCAAACACCCCACCGUGCCCAGGGGCCUCACUGAAUAUAUUGUGUCGUCCUAUGUGGAGCUGAGACGGGAGGCCCGAAACGCGCGUGACGUAACCUUUACGUCGGCUAGGAACUUGCUCGCUAUACUCCGUCUUUCCACAGCACUCGCGCGACUGAGACUAUCAGAUGUGGUCGAAAAAGAAGAUGUAUCAGAGGCAAUUCGGCUGGUUGAAAUGUCGAAACAAUCUCUACAACACGUAGAUGAAAACGUACAGAGGGGAAUAAGCGCUACGGAUCGCAUCUUCGCGGUUGUGCGUGAGUUGGCUGGAACUAGCAACACUGUAAAGAUUGCUGACGUCAUCGAACGCUGUGUCGACAAGGGCUUCAAACCUGACCAGGUGGACGCCUGCAUCGAAGAAUACGAAAAUCUCAACGUAUGGCAAGUGAACCAAGUGCGGACAAAGAUCACCUUCAUGUAAUGUAAACGUGCCACUAGGAUAAAUAGUUAUGUAAGAAAUACCACUGUGCCUGUUCUCUGUUGUAUGACUUGUAAUGAUUGUAUUGUGAUGAUGAAUAAAGAUGUUUUUCGCGUGA
Pararge aegeria (speckled wood butterfly) is the source of this 2401-nucleotide messenger RNA. It is a transcript of the gene Mcm7, whose product is annotated as DNA replication licensing factor Mcm7. The coding region runs from base 127 to 2286 and encodes 719 amino acids. Gene Ontology annotation, cellular component: MCM complex; nucleus. The record is from RefSeq and is a predicted model, not a curated record. Gene Ontology annotation, molecular function: ATP binding; single-stranded DNA binding; ATP hydrolysis activity. Lineage: Eukaryota; Metazoa; Arthropoda; Insecta; Lepidoptera; Nymphalidae. The transcript is spliced from 15 exons. Gene Ontology annotation, biological process: DNA replication; double-strand break repair via break-induced replication; DNA strand elongation involved in DNA replication.